CGGUUCUUCGUUCGGUAUACUUUAUUAACAACCAGCAUUUUAAGUGUGUGUUCUAUUCUAUAUAAGUAUUAAGUAACUUAAUCAGUAUCGGUCUGAACGGAAAGGAAAUAUUUAAUUUAACUUUGUGUGCACAAGUGCAUAUAUUAACGCAUACAGCAUUUACCAUUUUAUUUGGUUUACUACGACUAUAUACUAUACUACAACACUGUAAUUAACACAAAAGAAAGAAAGAAAUAAGUUAUUCCACUUGCAGAGGGGUUUUUACUUUAUACCAUUUUCUCUUAUCAUCAAUAUUUUUUUCGUAUAUUGUGCUUGUGUGGUUUCGUGGAUAUGACACCUCGUAUCAGUAAAAUUUUGCCGACUAAAUUAGUCGGUCGAUUUUUCAAGCUACUACAAACUUAGAGCUGACUCGGCUAAUGUGCAAAGUCAUCGAUGCAUAUUCAGUGAAUUUAAAUUUAAAUUAAAUUUUGGUUUGACCAAUUCAACAAAGGCCACGACAUACCGUCCCUUCGAGCCAAGUCAUUUAAGUACUCGCGGUUACAUAAUUUUCGGUGUCUCGUUGUACACAAAUUAAAAACGAAAUAAGUUUUGUUUUCAUUUUGAAAAGAAGUAAGAAUAUCGCAUAGAAACUAUGUCGUGUUUGGGGUGGUUCAGUGGUUUUGCCGUGUUUGUAUUGAUUGUUCAAAUUCUGCGGUUUGUGCUGCCGUGGCUGUAUGAAAAUAUUAUCGGUCCGAAUUUUGUUGGAUCACCAAUUAAAUUUAGAGAGCUAGGAGAAUGGGCUGUUGUAACCGGUGCAACGGAGGGUAUCGGAAAAUCAUAUGCCAAAGCUCUUGCCAAAGAAGGUCAGAAUCUGGUGCUGAUUAGCCGAUCGAAACCAAAGUUGGACGACGUUGCGAAAGAAAUCGAAUCACAACAUCGAGUCCAAACGAAAACCAUUGCAGUCGAUUUCACCGGUUCGACCGAAAUUUAUGCUGCCAUUGAGCAACAGUUGCAAGACUUGACGGUCGGUGUGCUCGUCAACAAUGUUGGAAUGAGUUAUUCGAAUCCCGAAUACUUCCUCACCAUUCCCGAUCGGGACAAGAUGCUCGGCGACAUUGUUACGUGUAAUAUUGUGUCGGUGACGAAUAUGUGCAAAAUUGUAUUACCCGGAAUGGUUGAACGCAAGAAAGGUGUCAUCAUCAAUAUUUCAUCCAUGGCAGCUACAAUUCCAAAUCCCCUAUUGACUGUGUACAGUGCGUCCAAGGCAUUCGUCGACAAGUUCUCCGAAGAUUUAGCUACCGAGUACGGUAAGAAGGGAAUAACAGUUCAGUCCGUUUUGCCUGGAUUCGUUGCAACGAAUAUGUCGAAAAUACGGAAGCCGACAUGGAUGGCUCCCAGCGCAGAUCGUUUCGUCGAAUCGGCUCUGAAAACAAUCGGCAUUUCACGGCACACAACUGGCUACUAUCCACACGCAAUCAUGCAGCUUGUGAUUAACGGCAUGCAUGCACUCUUCCCCGAAACAGCAAAUCGCCUAGUUCUCUCUCAAAUGGAAGCUAUGCGAGCGAAGGCUUUAAGAAAAAAGGCCACCUAAACUGCAAGGGAAUUCUCUCCAUUUUCCAUCGUUCAAAUGUUUUUGCAUUUUUUUGUAAUGUUUGUGUGCUCUUCAAUAUACCAAAGAUGUUCGCAUUUUGAA
This is a messenger RNA of Bradysia coprophila, 1672 nucleotides long. RefSeq names its product hydroxysteroid 17-beta dehydrogenase 12 spidey (gene spidey). The record is from RefSeq and is a predicted model, not a curated record. Gene Ontology annotation, cellular component: endoplasmic reticulum. NCBI's taxonomy places the organism in Eukaryota, Metazoa, Arthropoda, Insecta, Diptera, Sciaridae. Gene Ontology annotation, molecular function: oxidoreductase activity.